AUGACAGACGCUGAAUGUCAGCGCUUUUUCGCGCUUUCGAAACGCGUCCCCAAGGAUGUGAAGCGGUACUGCGGGAUCUGCCGACAGCACGGUGUGAUGCUGGAGACCCGAGGGCAUACGUGUCAGUUCAAGGACUGCACCUGCAACAAGGUAGGCGCUGAUUUCAACAGCAUUUUUUUUUUUUGAAAUUUUGUAAUGCCUCUGUCACAUUAUUAGUUAUUUCAAAAUGUACAUGGACAUUUUUCGCUUUCGUAUAGUGCAUUUUGAACCUUUUCCCACACUUGUCGCCAAAGCACAAUGCAUUUUUUCCUUUUGCACCGUGCAAACCUCAAAAAAGCCGUUUGCACUGUGCAAAUUUCGUGCGCCGUCGCAACGACGUAGCUGACGCGAUAUUUUGCCGCACAGUGCAAAAGCCAAAAAAAUUGAACUGCACCGUGCAAAAUCAAGGUUUUUGUGCACGGUGCGGGCGGGACAAAUGUCCAUGCACUUUCUGAAAAUACUAAUACUACUGACAUUAUGCUGUGCAAGAAGGACAUCAUUUGCGCAAUGCAGUAAGCGCGACGAGCAAAAUUUACGGUGCACUGCGACCCCGCACAGUGCAAAAGAGUUGCUUUGAAAAGGGCAAUCGAAAGCACAGUGCGCCCUUUUUUCGCACCACGCCAAAUUUUUAUCGCGCGACACCUGGUCGCAACGCCGAAUUUAUGCGUUCUCACAGUGUGAAAACAUGUCAAGACUUUUUGGCUCGCCCUCCCACACAAUUUGAACCUCAUAAAAACAAGUUCCAUAGUCCACAAAGUCCCUCGAAUACGAAACCAUGGUCCUUGCCAACUCUCAAUGUACAACAUAAUUAGUUUUUUUUCAAUAGAAAAAAAUUUUGCUGCGAUUUCAAAAAAAGGCGUCGGACUUGGCAUGAGGUCCAAAAUUCGGCAUUUUAGUCAUCACGUUUUCCGAACUUUGCCUGUGGCAAGAUCUUCAGCACAUUUUCCUUUCAAAUCCCAAUUAUCGCGGGAUUCACGGGGUUUUCAACAUUCGAAAAAUCGAAGACAUUGAGAUUUUGUUUUCUCGAAGCCACGAGGUGCAAUUUAAUUGUAAAUGUAAAAGCCUUGGACGCGUAUGAAUUGGCCACAAAUUUAAAUUCUUCGGGGGUUGAAAAGCCUAGCCCUCUGCUACUGCUACCGCGGAUAACUAGGUGCAUUCUCUGAGUAAUACCCAAUUUAUGAUGCUUUUAGCACGAGCUGGCAGCGAGAAAAGGCCUUCAAAGGCUUCGUUCAUGUACGUUUAGUCUCGUGGGGCUACGGUAGCCUUUUGUUUUUUGGCUAAUAACAGCAAUAUUUUUGGGUAAUUACCGCAGCGCAUAGUGCCAAUGGUUCCGCGCUCCACCGGAUGCCGCUAGCAUCAUUCCCGGUGGCCAACGAUUAAUGAGGGGCGAUAGAGGCAGAGUUUCAAGAGUCAAGAGUGAUGAAACAUGAAUAACAAGCCAUAAUGGGAGAUAAACAAGAGGAAAUAGAUGGGGCAAGAGUUCAAUGUGCACUUGUUUUGAUGCAUUUGCCUGGAUAAUUGUGGCCUUCCAGAAAGUUGUCGUAUUUUUGAUGUAUUUUGGCGUUUGCACUGUGCGAAAAAAGCCAGGGUGCCAGCAACAGCCCAAAAAAAGCCUAUUGCACUGUGCAAAAAGCAGUUGCACAGUGCAAAGUGAACUUUUGUUUUCGCACAAUGCAUGUCGCAGAAAUCACUCCAGCAACUUUCUGGAAGGACUAUUAGUUAAAUUGGUGAGCGGGAAAUAACUAUGAAACAAAAGAAAGUUCAAAAAUAAAAAAAAUCCGUCCCUGGGCGAUGCAGACCUAUAGUGAAUAUAUCAUCUACAAGUGUAAAAAAAUUUAAUGCCCAAUUUCAUCUAAAAAGCCCAUAUUUUCAGUGUGAACUGGUCCGAACUCGCCGCCGCAUCAUGAGUCAACAAAUUCGCUUGCGCCGCGCGCAAGACAAGCGCUUUCAACGAACCAACGAGCCCGAAGAAGCGGACGUGGUGCCCAUCAAGCAGUGCAACGACGAGCUGCGCGCCACCAACCCCGAAGAGCUGUUGGGCGACGCCAAAUCCAUGUGCUACUUCUGCCAGAAGUGCAAGAAUCACAACAUUUUGGUGUGGAAGAAGCAGCACAAAAAGCAGUGCCCGUUCACGGACUGCAACUGCGAGAAGUGCGAUCUGAUCGAGACGCGCCGCCGACUGGAUCAGCACAUGAAGAAGCGGAGGACGGAGCUGUUGAAGCGCAAGAACCUGGACACGGCGAGUCCGGCGCACAGCAGCGACGACCGCAGCACCCCGAUCAGCGUGACCAGCGGAACGUCGGCGUCGCCAAAGAGCUUGAGAAUGGGUAGGUCGUCGACUAGUUUGAAAUAUCAGUCUGUCGGGAAAAUAUUCGAGUUUUUGGACAAAGAUUUGUCACGAAAUUCGUCAAAAAUUAUCGUGGUUUACUAUAAAUUAAACAUCGGUUCUGGGAAGUAAAUUGAAAAAUCCACAGUAGGCUGUCCCUUCAGGUGCUUUUGGCGUCGAAUUUAGACAUUUUUAUUAAACUUGAAUUCUUUAUAAUCAAUCGUAUAGUAUGACAUUUCCGACUUUUCAUAAUUUUUUUGGUCUGUCGGGAAAAUGAUGACCACAAUGCCAUCCUGUCGCUGAAAUGAAAAACAAUUUGAUUUUAUUGCGAUACAAUUCAUUUUCUCUUCAGCGAUGCAAUUUUCGCUGCGACAUAGUGCUCAUUAUUUAAAGGACAGACUGAUAUAGCAAACUUCGUCCCUUCCCCUUCAAAUUUCAUAAAUUUACAUUACUAAUUCCCACCAUCUUCAGAGAGCCUCACGCCCGAAAACCCCCCAACACUGAUUGCUCAACCCAAGCCCAUGAACCUCGAGGACACCUUCAUGAACAACAUGGCGCCCGCUUCGCUGUUCGAACCGCCACAACAGUCCUCGCAUAUCGUGCAAUACGUGCCGGUCUACAUUCCAGUCAGCUCGGUGGGAUGUCUGAGUCCGCCCGAGCCGGAGAAGCCCAAUCCGAAUCAGCUGUUGAACAAGCUGUUCAACAACUACGCCAUGGAGCAGCCGCGCGUCCAAGGCGACCUGUCCGCCCUCUUCAACAACCUGAACAACAUCAACGGCAUGAGCGCGAGUACGAGCGCGGUAUUCAACACGGUUAUGGAGCAGAAGCCGGUGUUCAGUCAGCCCGGCUUGUCCAACCUGAUGACUCAGAGCAUAAACUUGAAUGCCAACGCGAAUGUACCGAUGCUCCAAACCGGCAUGCUGGGCAACGGAAUGACGACUAAUAAUCAAUUGCAAUUCAACUGCGGCACGGUGACCUCAUUACGCGACCUCGAGCGACUCCUCUGUCUACAGCAUCAAAAUCAAAUGGCCUGA
Messenger RNA from Bursaphelenchus xylophilus (pine wood nematode), 3399 nucleotides. The record is from the annotation of a GenBank genome assembly. NCBI's taxonomy places the organism in Eukaryota, Metazoa, Nematoda, Chromadorea, Rhabditida, Aphelenchoididae.